UCUUAAAAUUUGCGGAUGUUAUGAAAGUGAAAUUUACAGCUAUUAGAACCUAUCCGAAAUGAGUUCUUAUAGAACUUUGGUGGAUCACGCGGAGUCGACAUCGUGCAACGCAGCUGCGCUGGCGACGGCCUCGCCGACGACGCUGCAUCGCAUGAUCAAAUAUUGGCGAAACAGUUCCGGCAAGAUUCCGGGAUUGCGCAAGAGCGAGAGCUUUACGGAUUAUCGACGACAUUCGGCGGGUGUGGCACAGCAUGCCACGUUGCCCAAUCGACAGGUGGUGCAGUAUCAACGCCUGGAAAGCUAUGAUGAGAGCAAGCUGACACAAAUGAGACGUCAGCAUGCCUUUAUGGCGGGCACACAGAAGCAACAGCCCGGCUCAGCCGGCACAGGCGGCGGUAGCGUUACCCACAGUCCGGAACGCUUGCGCGGCGCCACACAGGAUCUCUUCGAGCUGCUGGAGCGGGUGCAGUGCUCCCGGCUAGAUGACCAGCGCUGCGUUUUACCAGCGUACUUUUCACAGCAUCAUCGCGGCAGCAAUGCAAGCGAGGAGCGCGUGCCACAGCCGCAUUCACCACACGAUGGCGGCCACAUGAGCGGAGGACUACAGCAUUCGGGCUCUCGGGCCACGUUGCGUCAUUCAAUGAAUCACUCCAGCAGCUCAAUGACUGGCGGCUCCGCCUCCAGCUCAACGCCAGCAUCGCCGCAGCUGAGCGGCGGCCAGCUGCUAUCGAACGGACAUCAUUAUCAGUCGCAAUCAUCGGUAUCAUCGAACUCCUCGAUUGUGUCGGCCAUACCCGCCUCGCAGCGCCUGCUCGAGGAUGCGCUAGCCAAGUCGGCGCCCUAUCCAAUGAUACUGCUACCGCUGCACGGCGGCUAUUGGCUGGACGGCACUGAGCACGAGUGCAGCUACGAUGCACGCGGCAAUCCGCAGCUGCCCCAAACCACCUGGAUGGCCAAGUUCGAGAUGGAUGACACGGCCAAGUGCUACAGGCGCUUCUAUGCGGCCAGGGAGCACUCCAAUCUGGUUGGCCACGACGAGCAGCUGGGCCCAGUGCUCAUCUCCAUCAAGACCGAGAAUGUGGCCAAUCAGGAACACAUGCGCAUACUUCUGCGCCUGCGCACGGGCACCAUGCACGAGUUGAUACCGGUGUCGUGCCUGGGCGCCCAGCCCAGUCCGGCGAAGAUGGUGCGACUGUUGAACGAACAGAUACAGGUGGACAACUUUAUGCCUGUGCUGUGCCCGAAGGCGUCGCAGCUGAUCAGCGUCUACGAUGAGCAUGUGCUCGUCACGCACUUCAAGUUCGGCGUGCUCUACCAAAGAUAUGGCCAGACCACCGAGGAGGAACUCUUCGGCAAUCAGCAGACAUCGCCGGCCUUCGAGGAAUUCCUCGAUGUGCUCGGCCAGCGCAUUAGGCUCAAGGAUCACAAGGGCUAUCGCGGCGGCUUGGAUAUACAGAAUGGUCACACCGGCGACACGGCUGUCUAUGAGGUGUUUAAGGAGCGCGAGAUUAUGUUCCAUGUGUCCACACUGUUGCCCCACACCGAGGGCGAUCCGCAGCAGUUGCAGCGCAAGCGGCACAUUGGCAACGACAUCGUGGCCAUAGUGUUCCAGGAGACGAACACACCCUUCUCCCCGGACAUGAUCGCCAGUCACUUUCUGCACGCGUUCAUUGUGGUGCAGCCGCUCGAGCCGAACACGCCCCACACACGGUACAAGGUGAGCGUGACGGCACGCGAUGAUGUGCCCUUCUUUGGACCCACGCUGCCCAAUCCGGCGGUCUUUCGCAAGGGCCAGGAGUUCAAGGAGUUUCUACUGACCAAACUGAUCAACGCCGAGAACGCCUGCUACAAGGCCGAGAAGUUUGCCAAGCUCGAGCUGCGCACACGCACCUCGCUGCUGCAGAAUCUGGUCGAGGAGCUGAAGGAGAAGACGCGCGACUUCCUAGGCGCCGAUCUAUCGCAGACCCUGACCGGCAGUCCCACGCCCGAGACACCCAAGUCCGAGAGCGGCGGCGGCGGCGGUGGCGGCAAUGCAGGCACUCGUUUCAUUGACACCGUCAAGAAGGCGCUCAUCAUGCGCGUGCGCUCGCAGAGCGUGGACACUGGCAAUGGCGCGCAUCCGGACAAGUUCAGCGUGAAUACCAAGGUGGGCACGCUCAACUCCAAGAAGGAGCCACAGCCCGAGACACAAACGCCCAAUCUAAAUACCUGCAGUCGCACGGCCUCCAAGUCGUCGUCCAAGUCGAAAUCCUCGAAUGAGUCUACAUCAUCCUCGCCGGACAUUACCUCGCGCCCGGCUAACCAUAACAACAAUAACAACAACAACAACACAGCCGGAGGCCAACAAAAUGGCGGCGUGGGCGGCGGCAUUGCCGCCGUCGCAGUCAGCGCUGCCCAUAAUGGUGGCAUAGUGGGCGUGGCCGUGGCCACCAUGUCCGAGGCGAGCGACGAUUCGAGCUUGAACAGCGUUGAUCUAGAUCCGAUGAUGGGUCACCUAGACGGCGGCGCCGCCUACAUAGACAGCGACACGGGCUUGGAGAGCAUGAGCUCCGCUGAGGCAACAACCAAAGCCUGCUCGCUGUGUCUCGAGGGGGUGCAGGGCACCACCAUGAUGGGCAGCUCGCCCAGCAACGAGACCAUCAUGAUGAUUGAGAAUCUGCGCCAGGAGGUGACGCGACUCAAGUGCGACAAGCUCGACUUGCUGCGACAGAAUGUGACCUGCCAAAGGGACAUCAAACGUUUGCGGGAAAGAGAGCUAUCGCUGCAGGGGGAUCUGGCGGCAGCCGGACGUGAGAUUUUGCGUCUGCGCGAUCUGCUCAAGGAAUAUAUGCCAGACACGGCUGCAGCGCCGCUCUCCAUUUCGCCCAUCUAAAGCGUCUAACGCCAUGCACAAAGCAGGGGAGAGGGAGCCAGGGAUCGUAGAGAGAAGGGAGGAGAGAGGAGGAACCACUGUGCCGUGUAUAACACUUUGGAUGCGUCGUUAUUUGUUUUUAUUUCUGAGGCCAGUUCUCGCAAAACUGUAUUAUAUUUAGUUUGCAUAGCUGUUGGAACUCGAAGAGGAAUGAAGCUGAAGUGGCGGCAUAUAUAUUAUUACAGUUUAGUCUACAAAUAUAUAUAUAUAUACAUAUAUAUCUAUACGUAUAUGUAUAACAGUUACAAACAAACAGAAAACGAAUCAACAUGGAAGGAAACACACACAGAACUCAAAAAGUUACACCAAAUAUAUAGUUCAUAAGUCUUUAAGCAUAUUUAACGCAAUGUUUAAAACCCUAAAAACCAACAAAUUUCCCACAGAUGCAAAAACUAAGCCUUAGGUAUAAGUAGAAAGAGAGAGGGAGGGAGUAUAACAGAGGAAGAGAGAGCGAAAGCUAUCGAUUGACGUUUAUCGCAGUUAGAAAAGCUUACAUAGAAACGCAUUCGAAUUCGAAUUCGAUUUCGAAUUCGUCAUCUAUUUAGUAGAAGCGUAGCGCAACCCUGUUAAUUGCCACUGCAGCAUGACAACCCUGUUGACUCCUCUUGUUUCCAUUCAUCACGUAGACCUCAGCAGCAAUUAAUAACCAAUUCAAAGAAAGGAGAAGAAAAACAAAAUCGAA
Messenger RNA from Drosophila hydei, 3593 nucleotides. RefSeq names its product rap1 GTPase-activating protein 1 (gene RapGAP1). NCBI's taxonomy places the organism in Eukaryota, Metazoa, Arthropoda, Insecta, Diptera, Drosophilidae. Gene Ontology annotation, molecular function: GTPase activator activity. The transcript is spliced from 5 exons. Bases 59 to 2872 code for a protein of 937 amino acids. Gene Ontology annotation, biological process: regulation of small GTPase mediated signal transduction; activation of GTPase activity. The record is from RefSeq and is a predicted model, not a curated record. Gene Ontology annotation, cellular component: cytoplasm.